Styela clava is the source of this 2460-nucleotide messenger RNA. Lineage: Eukaryota; Metazoa; Chordata; Ascidiacea; Stolidobranchia; Styelidae. The record is from RefSeq and is a predicted model, not a curated record.
GAUAAUUUUAUUUAUUUGUUAAAAAUAAGUAACAAUUAUAUCAAUAAUCUAUAGCCGCGUGUUAAUCAUAAACUUCGUCGUAGGCCAUGCUUUUCUCAAUAGUAGUUUUUGUUCUUGUUUAUAAUAUCCAAGGAACAAAUGGAAAACAAGGCAGAUAUUGCAGCCCAAACCCUUGCUUUAAUGGCGGAAAAUGCUACGAGACUGAUGAUGGCUUUAUUUGCGAAUGUCCUUCUGACUUCAUGGGUAAAAAAUGUGAAGUGGCUAUGACGUGCAACAGAGAUUUAGGAUUGGUCGAAACAGGUCAUAGAUGUCGCAAGCAGUGUUCAAGAGACAUAGAAUGUGGUGGAUCAAUGACGAAAUGUCGAUGCGAUGGCUGGUGUGGGAUGUCAUGCUUUAAUCCGGACGCAGAAUGUCCACCAUUAGAAAAUCCAAGAAAUGGAUACGUCGUUGUAGGAAACGUUACUUACGGAAGCGUUGUCAAAUACGUUUGCAAUGAAGGAUAUAGUCUGGUUGGUUUGGAUGAAAGAGUUUGUACCUCAAGCAGAAAAUGGUCUGGACUACAACCAACGUGUGUCGAUUUUUCCGAAUGUGGUGUAACAGAGCCCCUAGAUCCAACUCUUCACAACCAAUUGGUAACCAGACGAGUGAAGAGAGUGGUAGGCGGCGAUGAUGCACCGGACAAUGCCUGGCCUUGGCAAGCAUCGAUUUUAGUUGCAGUAGUAGAGUCGGGAAAUAUCAAUGUCGAGAAGACUCUAAAGCGAUGGGAACUGACAACAGCUGGAACAAUAAUAAACAAACAGUGGAUAUUAACUGUGACACAUCCAGUUCAACACAUGGUCCCGAAAUAUUUUUAUCGUCAGUCCGUCAUUGUAGUUGGAGUUUCUAGUCGGUCAUCUGUGAAAUACACAAUAAAGGACACAGUACAAAUGUUCAAACCGUUGAAAUAUAUUCUACACGAAAAGUUUAACAAGACCACUUUUGAAAAUGACAUUGGCCUGAUAAAACUGGGCGAAAGAUUAUUUCCAAAAUCUACUGUUCCUUUCGUCAAUAUAAAGGAGAUAACGUUUAAUGCUGCUGUGCGACCGGUUUGCCUUCCCUGUACACAGAAGUGUGUGAUGCGUGGAUGGGACAAGAAUAAAAAAUGUGAAGCGGAAGGUGAAUUCCUCGUUAAGCCAGGGAUCAAGAUUGUUUUGACAGGGUUUGGAACUAGAGAAACUGAUCACAAUAUUCAAAGUUUUCCAGAUCGUCUUCAACAGGUUGUUUUAGAAGUGGGUAAUAAAAAAAGUUGUCAAAGAGGAAUAAACGACAUCAUUUUCUUUCAUAAAGUUGGUUCGUUCGACUUGUAUAAUUCAACUUUCUGUACCGUUUCAUCAGUACCACAUAAAGUAAUGACAGGGUGUUACGGAGACGGUGGGGGACCUGUCGUGAGGAAGAUAACUCAACGAGAUGGCAGCGUUUGCUGGGUUCAAGUUGGCAUCAGCAGUUUUGGAGCUAAGUGUGAUGGAACAAUACCUGAAUUCUACACAAAAGUUGCGAGUCAUACAAACUGGAUAGAAGAAGCAAUGCAAAAUAAUUAACCCAAAAAACGUCAAAUAAUCGUUUCAUAUUAUUAUUGUAUCGCUGGAUCUGUUACAGACGUGUGUGCAUGAGAUGAAGAGUGAAUAGAAGCAAGAAUUCAGUAUCUAAUUUUAUAUGAUACGAUUAUUUCAUGUAUAUUAUUCUUGCAAAAAUCCCCGUAAAAUAUAUAUUCCGUAGAAUGUAUGUAUGUUUAUUUGCCUCAAAAAUGUAACAGUAUCUACAUAAUAGUUAAACGGUAUAAAAGAGGCGGGAUACAUGUACAAGACCUUACUGGCCUAAGACACAGAUGUGCGACAUGCACCCCAACAAGUAUAACUGCAGUUUAGGAAUGCUGCGUUAUAGUAGGACAACAGACAUGAAAUAUACAAAUAAAACUCUUGUACAAGUACAAUACACAGGACAAAGAGGUACGGCACCACGAUGAUAUGUACAACAGGCAGUUUAUGGCACGUUCAUGUCCCAGGUUCUGAUGUGAAGGGAUGGGAAUAGGGUAUAAAUCGCAUUUUUGUGAUUUUUACAAUAGAUUGUACGAAACAAGUAAAAAGAAGCCAACUUGUUUGAAGAAACCAGGCAAGUAACAUUGCUUGUUACAACCACGAGUUUUAUAUAUUUUUUAUUUUAUUUUGGGAAAUCUAGAAAAUUAUAACGCUUUGUUCUUCCUAUUAUCACUUGCAUAAUUUCAAAAUUUUCUAAAAGCAUUUGUGGGACGUGGGAUUAGGAACGAGGAUUAAUGUCUUUCCACUCAAAUGAAUAGAAGAAGUUUUAUAUGCACGUGCAACGUUUUUUUCAAACUAUAUACAAACUCGCGGCGCAAUAUAUAUAUAUAUAUGGAAACGCUGUACGGGUGGGGGCAUCGGGAUGCAAUAAUAGUGCAUGAUUGCC